CAAAAACAAAACCCCCAUCUUUCUCAUUCCAAUCAAAACGUCCACCCAGAGUUUGCUGACAUUUGCUUCCAAUUGCAUGCAUGUCUAAGCCAAGCCCCGAAGGUAUACUCUCUCGCUCGUAAUCAUUCAUCAACCAAACCGAAACAAAGAAGACAAAAAAGAAAUGUCACUGAGAACAACCAUCAAACACCUCCACUGCCACCACGUCCACUGCCUCCUCAAGCCCCGCUCAUCCUCUCGCUCUGUCUCCUCCCUCACCACCCACCACCCACCACCACCACCACAACACCAGAGUCUCCAAAGCCAAGACCCAUACGCACUCCUGAAGGAGGACCCAAUCCAAAUCUGCUCGUCCCUCUGGGUCAAGACCUUCUCGUCCCCACCCAACGCCACCUUCCCCAACCUCACCGGGUUCCUCUCCAAGCUCGACCUCUGGGUCCUCGCCUACCAGCGCUCCUGCGCCCACGUGACCGGCACGUUCCCUCCCCGCAACGCCAUUCACUUCCACGUCCUCUCCGACCUGCUCUCCCUCCGAAACGCCGUCGUCCGCGGCCAAUUCCUGUGGAACAGGAAGGCCCAGCAGUACAUUCGGAGCCCCAACGAGAAGCCCUUUACCAAAUUGUUCUCUAAACGCAAGCUCCAGGCGAUUCUUGAAUCCGACGAGCCGUGCUUCCAGGACCGGGUCGUUCAGGAGGUCUUGUUGAUGGUGUUGGAGCCGGUUUUCGAGGCCCGGUUCUCGCCGAAAUCGCACGCGUUUCGGCCCGGUCGUAGCGCUCACACUGUGAUUCGGACGAUUCGGAGUAACUUUGCUGGGUACUUGUGGUUCCUGAAAGGAGAUUUGAGUGAGAUUUUCGACAAUGUGGACGGGAAUGUGGUAUUGAAUUGUGUUGAAAAGGCCGUGAAGGAUAGGAAAGUGUUGGGUUUGAUCAAAUCGGCGCUUAGAGGACAGGUUCGAGAUCGGUCACAAUCAAAAACUGAAGAUAAAGAAGAGACGAGGAAGAAGAGGAAAAAGAAGGCGCCUAAGAAGAAGAAGAUUCUCAACGAGAAUGAGCCGAAGCCGGACCCUUAUUGGUUAAGAACUUUCUUCAAUUUUGCGCCCAAAGAGGCUGCCAAGGUACCCUCUUAUGGCUAUUGUGGAAUCCUUAGUCCUUUAUUUGCAAAUGUGUGUCUUAAUGAAUUGGAUCACAUGAUGGAAGAUAAAAUAGUUGAUUUUUUUAGGCCAUCUAAACUUGAUUCGAUAUGGAAAGAUUCGAUUGAUGAUGGUUGUCAUAACCCGGCUUGGCCGGAGUUUGUUCCAUCUGCUGGGAAAGAGAAAACUAGAAAAAUGGAUUAUAUACGAUAUGGGGGUCAUUUCUUGAUUGGGAUACGGGGGCCGAGAGAGGAUGUGGUGCAAGUUAGAAAGGAAAUCAUUGAGUUUUGUGAGAGCAAAUUUGGGUUAAGGUUGGAUAAUUCGAAGGUGGAGAUAGAACACAUUACCAGGGGUAUACAGUUCUUGGAUCAUAUAAUUUGUCGCAGGGUGAUACACCCGACACUGCGAUACACUGCCACUGGGGGUAAUAUCAGGAGUGAACAGGGUGUAGGUACUUUGCUUUCGGUUACUGCUAGCUUACAACAAUGUAUUCGCCAAUUCAGGCGGCUUGAGUUAGUUAAGGGUGAUAAGGAUCCUGAGCCACUGCCUUGCAAUCCAAUGUUGUAUUCAGGUCAAGCUCAUACAAAUUCCCAGAUGAAUAAGUUUCUUGAGACCAUGGCCGAUUGGUACAGAUAUGCUGAUAAUCGCAAGAAAGUUGUUGGCUUUUGUGCUUAUGUGAUUAGGAGCUCUUUGGCUAAACUUUAUGCUGCAAGGUAUAGACUAAAGUCUCGUGCUAAGGUGUAUAAGAUAGCUUCACGUGAUCUUAGCCAUCCACUGAGGGAGAGCAGUAACAAUUCAGCUCCUGAAUAUUCAGAUCUUUUGAGGAUGGGACUCGUUGAUGCUAUUCAAGGUGUUCAGUUUUCUCACAUGUCUUUGAUUCCAUCAUGUGAUUACACUCCAUUUCCAAGGAACUGGGUCCCAGCUCAUGAGAAGGUGUUGCGAGAGUAUAUUAGACUGGAAGACCCAAAAUUCUUCUGUGACAUUCAUAAAUCAAUAAAACGGCAUGGUUUAAGUUUGCCUCAAGAUGAGAUAUCUGAGAUUCUUUGGGACUAUAAAACGCUUGGGGUCUGGAGCCGUCAGUCCAAUGAUGAAGAUAAAACAGGCGAUGGUUUGGAGAAGGUGGAUGAGGCACUGUGAAUGAAUUAGGUUAUGGAUGUAAAGAAGAAAUUUUGAAUCUUGAAAUUAAACUUAAUGGAAAGUUGGCUAUGGUGGGAGUUCCUUUUGAUAUGGUCAUGGGGCAUCAUCCAUCUUCAUUAAUACUUGUCAACCGCAAACACUUGGACACAAAAGUUAUCAGACUAGAUGGCUAAAUACAGUACAUGAUUGACACUUCAAUACCCUCUCAGAAAUGAAUUUGCAGUCAUUCUCAAGUGAUUGUCUUUCACCAAGAAGGAAUUUGUCCAUAAGGUGGAAGUUAUUGAAAUGAGAGUGUUGAUAUGGAAACUAGCAGGACAAGGACGGACUUGAAAUGAUUACACUCAUGAGUAGUGAGCAGUGGCACUAACUGGGGAACUAGAUGAGAUUAGAUUUUAUAGAAUUUCUUGACUCAUGCAGUAGACAAGAAUGACUGCUCCUGAAGGGAUUGAUAUGUUUCAAGCUGAAUGUGCUAGCUGAGAAAAGAGGAAGGCUAAGGACAUGGCCGAGAUAGCAAAGUGGACUUGCCUGCAUAUAAAAUUACAGGAAAGUUCCCAGAAAAAAGGUAAACAACCUUGAGAAUAAUUUCUAUAAGAUCUUGGUACAAAUCAAGCUCUUUGUGCCCUCCAAUGAGAGAUUGACACGUCAGCAUAGAACAAGAAAAGCAAAUGUUACCAAAAAACCGGAUCUCACCUCUUUUAUCACUAUCUACGGAAAAAAAAAAAAAAAAUCUUCCCCAUUUGCCUAAUCUCUCACCUUUCUUGUGAGAAAAAUCGCACAGCUCAGGCCGAACACCAGUUGAGAAUGAGAUGAGUGAGACAAACCCAAGCGCAGGCCACUUGUAUACAGGCAAGCCACUCCAAGAGUCAUGCAAAACCACGUUCCAUAUGGCGCUUGUCACUCACUGUUGCCAUUCCACAUACAUAUGGCAAAUCCUCCCGGACCAACGACCUCCUCUUUCAUACUAAAACCUUGUCUUUCUUAUUCUUUGCUUCUCCCAAAUUCUAUGCUCAAACGAAUUUUCUCUCCCACUCUUCACCCUUUUUCUCUCACCCAACUAAAUUGCUUUUUCUCUCAACCAUUUUCCCUCAACCCAUUCACUCCCUUAAGGUCUUGGCCAUGGCUGGACGACCCUCAAGACCUGCACCGCGUUCUCAUGAGUACACUAACGUUUGGCCUAGGCGGCUUUCGGUAGAUGGUGAGAGAUUAGGCUUUUUUUUUUUUUUUUUUGCUUUUUUUGUUCUAAGCUGAUGUGUCAACUUCUCAUUGGAGGGCACAAAGUGCUUGGUUUGUGCCAAGAUCUUAUAGAAGUUAUUCUCAAACAAUCUCAUGUAAAUGCUGAAAAACAUCAUGUGAAUGUGUUUCCUCACGAUGAUAGUAGACUGUCUGUUUUGGCAUUAACAAUCUGUGUUCUUUUUUGAUGUUAUAGUGCUUGUGGAACCAUGCAGGUUUGUGCCUAAUCCUGCUUAGAGAAGACUUGGUAAAGAUGAGCAUUUUUUGCUCAAAUUUGAUUGGCUUAUCGCUGAAAGUCUACAUUGAAAGGAGAUAAAGAAGUAUGGAAAGAUAUCUGGAAAAUAAAGGGAUCACGAGUAGUCAUGACAUUUCUGUGGCAGGCAUGCAAUGAUAUAUUGCCAACAAAGGAAAGGUUGUUUAAGAGACAUAUCACUCUAGACCCACUAUGCCCGAUUUGUGGGAUGGCGACAGAAACUAUGGGACAUAUCCUAUGGAGUUGCUCGGCUGCAAAUCCAUAUGGACUGAGUGUGACCCCAAGAUCCACAAGAUUACAAGUGACGAAAUUGAUUUUAUCCAAAUUAUCGAGAAGAUAUAGGAAAGACUGGUGUGGAUCAGAUGCAGUUGGUAGCAACAAUUGUUAGACUUCUAUGGUUAAGACAGAAUGGGGUGAUUUAUGGUAGUGAAUUCCUGGAUCCUCCAACCAUGCUUCGUUGAGCUAAGGAGCAGGUGGAAGCUUGUGAAGAAGGUACACAGAGGAGGAAUGGGAGAGAAGAGCGGCCAAGACAGGCGGUCAUAGUAAUCUGGCAGACUCCUAGAUCAGGAAUCAUCAAACUAAAUUGGGAUGCGUCUAUCAAUCUUCAACAAAACCGGAUGGGUAUUGGUGUUAUCGCUCGAAAUCAUGAAGGAAGCGCUUUAGCUAUGCUUUGUGCUAGAAAGGAAUUUGUUUCUGAUCCUACAAUAGCGGAGGCAAUAGCAGCUUUGAGAGCGGUGGAAUUGGCUAUGAAAUUGGGUUUCUGUUGCAUCACUCUGGAAGGGGAUGCCUUAUUGAUUGUUCAAGCUUUGAGAGGAGAUGAGGACUGCUGGAGUUUACACGGACAGGUGGUUAACGAUGCAAGGGAAAUGUUGAGGAGCUUCCAGGAAUGGGGGAUCUAGCAUGCAAGUAGGGCAGCUAAUGGGGCUGCACACCGUUUAGCUAAAAUGACUCACGCUGGGGGAAGCUGGGUUAUAGAGGGAUGAUUUCCCGUUAAGCUUGCAUGAGUUGUAAUUGUUUUUUGAGU
This is a messenger RNA of Corylus avellana, 4773 nucleotides long. RefSeq names its product Intron maturase, type II family protein (gene NMAT1). Gene Ontology annotation, biological process: mRNA processing. NCBI's taxonomy places the organism in Eukaryota, Viridiplantae, Streptophyta, Magnoliopsida, Fagales, Betulaceae. The record is from RefSeq and is a predicted model, not a curated record.